Molecule: messenger RNA, 1722 nt
Organism: Akanthomyces muscarius
Lineage: Eukaryota; Fungi; Ascomycota; Sordariomycetes; Hypocreales; Cordycipitaceae
Exons: 7
Coding region: 1-1722 (573 amino acids)
Biological process (GO): transmembrane transport; carbohydrate transport
Cellular component (GO): membrane
Molecular function (GO): carbohydrate:proton symporter activity
Source: RefSeq, a predicted model, not a curated record
AUGGGAUUUUGCGACUAUCGGUAUGCAGGCGAUGGCAAAAGAAAUGAGGCAAGCAAGCCAUAUUGGUUAAAAGGGCUGCACUGCGGCGCCUGCCCGAGCCUUUCACUUCUAGCACGAUACCUCUCGAGGAAUAUUGAGCGCCCCAAUACCUUUGUCCCGCGCGACCUGCUUCUGCUACGCGAGCGCUUUCGGGUAGCUACACCUAUGAUUGCAUUUAUUGCCAUUUACACAGCCAUGUGUGCUUUCAACUUUGGCUUUGAUGUCGGCAAUUUCGGUGGCGUCCAGGCAAUGCAGCCUUUUGCCAGAAAGUUUGGCCAACUGGAUCCUAAAACGGGCCUCUACUUUCUCCCCAGCUACCUGUCGUCCGUUAUGACGGCCACGCCCUUCUUCGGCAAGCUCAUAGGUGCCUUGGCCUGCGGGCCCAUCUGCGAGCGCUGGGGUCGCCGGGCCGCUCUGGCCGUGCUGGCCUGCAUCUCCGUCGUUGGUGUCACACUGCAGACGGGUGCGACGACGACGGCGCAAUUCACCAUCGGGCGCAUCGUCAACUUUGCGAUGACGGGGUUCUGCAUCAUCGUGGUGCCAGUCUAUCAGGCCGAGUGCACGCCGCCGCAGCUGCGCGGGCUCACGACGUCGGUGAUUCAGAUGAUGAUCAUCGUGGGCCAGCUCGUCGCGUCGCUCAUCAAUCUGGGGACCAAAUCGAUCCCCUCGGACGCCUCUUGGCGCAUCCCCGUCGGCCUGCAGCUUGUCAUGCCCGCCGUCCUGCUGGCGCUCUGGCCCCUGGUCCCCGAGUCGCCGCGCUGGCUGCUGGCACGGAACCGAGAAGACGACGCCAAGAGGGCGCUGCGCAGGCUGCAGAGCGGCCGCCUGUCGGAGGGCGAGCUGGAGAGGGCCCUGCAGACGCUGCGCGAGAGCCUAAAGGACACCCAAAAGGGGCCGUGGCGGGAGGUCUUUGAUAGGAACAACCGUCUCCGCACGUGGAUUGCCGUCGUGGCCAUGGUGGGCCAGCAAAUUACGGGCCAGGCAUUCGUGAGCCAGUACGCGGCGGUGUUUUACCAGCGCAAUGGCUUCGCGUCCCAGGCGCUGCUGUUUACCAUGGUGUCCAACGUCACUGGUCUAGCGGGCACCGUGCUCGCGUGGACUGUGGUAGAUGGAUUCGGUCGAAGACCAAUUCUCCUGAUUGGAGGCUUUUUCAUGGGUGCCUUUUUGUACAUUGUCGGCAUUGUAUCUACCAUCCACCACCCCUCUCGCGACGCUAGGAACCUGUUGGUGGCGGCCAUUUCUCUCUUCAACAUGGCGUACAACAUGUCCUGGGCUCCCGUAUCAUACAUUGUGCUCGGCGAAGUGACCAAUACCCGCGUCCGCGAAAAGACGAGCCUGCUCGCCUGCAGCAUCUCCAUCGUCGUCACCUUUCUGACGUCCUUCACCAUGCCGUACCUCCUCAACCCCGGGUACGCGGGCCUCGGCGGCAAGGUCGGCUUCGUGUACGGCUCGCUGUGCUUCGCCAUGAACGUCGCGGCGUACCUCGUGGUGCCCGAGAUGAAGGGCCGCUCGCUCGAGGAGAUUGACGCCCUGUUCGCGGCGGGCGUGCCGCUGCGCCGGUUUCGCGGCGCGGUCCUGCCCGAGGAGGCGGCGGCGGCGGCGGCGGCGACGGCGGCGAGCGUGUCGGUCUGCGAGGACGACGAGGAGAAGCGCAGGUCGGAGAAGGACGUAGUCAUCGUGUAA